AUGGCGAGCGUCGAAGAAGAGUCGGGUCAAUUGGCCUCUGGUCAAAAUGCAAGCCGCUCAAUCUUUCAUAGGAUUUGGACGCACUGUUGGUUCCAGAUCAUCUUGAUGAGUUUCAUAUGCUUUUGCUGUCCAGGAAUGUACAAUGCCCUCACCGGCCUCGGGGGAUCUGGUCAGGUCAAUCAAGCUGUAGCUGCCAAUGCGACGGUAGCUCUUCUUGCCGCGACCGCCGCGACUGCAUUGUUCGUAGUUGGACCGAUCUUCGAGCGUGUUGGCCCUAGAGUGUGUUUGUUGCUUGGUGGUUGGACAUAUCCCCUGUACUCUGGGAGUCUUUUGUGUUUCAAUGCGACAAACAACGGCGCUUUUGUGAUUGCUUCUGGUGCCAUUCUUGGUGUUGGCGCAUCAUUCCUAUGGGUUGCGCAAGGUGCUAUCAUGACGACUUAUGUGCCCGAGUCGCAGAAAGGACGUGCAAUCGCCGUCUUUUGGAUCAUCUUUAACCUCGGCGGUGGCGUUGGAUCUCUCGCCAGCUUCGGUCUCAACUAUAAUUCCAAAAGCGGGACUGUCUCGGAUGGAACAUAUAUCGCUUUGUUGAUCAUCAUGGCAAUUGGAUGGCUACUGGGCGUGCUUAUUUGCCCACCCACUUCCGUUCGCUCAGCUCAGUUAAAGUCAACACCCGACAGUGAGAAGAACUGGCGACAAAUUCUGCGUCAGUCAGUCAAUACUGUUGUUGACUGGCGCGUGCUCUGCAUGCUGCCGCUAUUCUUCUCCGCGAAUGUCUUCUACUCGUAUCAGCAGAAUGCUGUAAAUGGCAUGAACUUCAACAUCCGGACACGGUCGCUGAACGGUGCCCUAUACUGGAUUGCCCAGAUGCUGGGUGGACUCAUCAUUGGACUGAUCCUUGAUAUGCCUGGUCUCAGCCGGCCUAUGCGAGCCCGUGUCGCCUGGGUAUUUCUGUUUGUAACUGGCAUGGCUAUUUGGGGAGGUGGCUAUGUAUUUCAGAGAUGGUCGGAUCGUCGACUGGCACAGGGUCUGAAACAGGAUAUUGACUACACGGAUUCUGACAUCUCCGUGGGACCGAUGUUUCUGUAUAUAUUUUAUGGCGCGUACGAUGCAUUCUGGCAGUCGUUCUGCUACUGGCUCAUGGGUGCCCAGUCCAACUCUCCGGCAAGAACUGCUGUUCUGGUGGGCGCAUAUAAAACCUUCCAAAGCACUGGGGGUGCAAUGGCGUGGCGUGUGAACGCUCUCGCAACGCCAGCGAUGACUCAACUUGCUAUGGACUGGGGUCUUUGCAUGGGCUCUUUGUGUAUCGCUAUCCCCACUGUGUUGGCAGUCACUUUAACCAGUGAUCAUGUUUCAGUUCAUGGCAUGGAUUCAGUGGACGCGGAAAAGCCCCAAGCUGAUGUGAAAUCCUGA
Messenger RNA from Penicillium nucicola, 1410 nucleotides. RefSeq names its product putative MFS transporter. Gene Ontology annotation, biological process: transmembrane transport. Gene Ontology annotation, molecular function: transmembrane transporter activity. Bases 1 to 1410 code for a protein of 469 amino acids. NCBI's taxonomy places the organism in Eukaryota, Fungi, Ascomycota, Eurotiomycetes, Eurotiales, Aspergillaceae. The transcript has 3 exons. The record is from RefSeq and is a predicted model, not a curated record.